CCACCCACCGCCGGAGCGACGAUGGAGGAGGCUGCUUGGUUCUGGGGCGUGGCGACGUGCGUCAAACUCCUCCUGGUCCCGACGUACCACAGCACCGAUUUCGAGGUGCACCGCCACUGGCUCGCCCUCACCUCCUCCCUUCCCCUCGCCCGCUGGUACUCGGACGCCUCCAGCCCCUGGACCCUCGACUACCCCCCACUUUUCGCCUACUUCGAGCUCCUCCUCUCCCUCCCCGCCUCCCUUCUCGAUCCCACCAUCGUCGACCUCGUCGCCGGCCAGAACUACGCCGCCUCCUCAGCCCUCCUCUUUCAGCGCGUCUCCGUCGCCGCCGCCGACCUCGUCCUCCUCCUCGGCGCCCACCGCCUCGCAUGCCGCCUCCCUCCCUUCCGCCGCCGCCUCGCCUUCGCCUUCCUCCUCUGGUCCCCGGCGCUCCUCAUCGUCGACCACAUCCACUUCCAGUACAACGGCUUCCUCCUCGGGAUCCUCCUCCUCUCCCUUUCUUUUCUCGCUGAAGGGCGGGAUCUAGCUGGGGGAAUAGCUUUCGCGGUCCUGAUCUGCUCCAAGCACCUCUUCUUGGUGGGCGCGCCGGUGUACUUCGUGUACCUUCUCCGGCAUUACUGCAGGGGCGGAUUCGGGAAGGCCUUGGGGAGGUUUCUGGCCGUGGGGUCGGCCGUCGGGGCCGUCUUCGCCGCGGCGUUCGGCCCAUUCUUGUACCAUGGACAGAUGCUACAGGUCCUCCAUCGUUUAUUCCCUUUUGGCAGGGGCCUGUGCCAUGCAUACUGGGCUCCCAACUUUUGGGUGUUUUAUAUAGUUCUUGACAAGAUACUUGCAUUUGUGCUUGCAAAGCUGGGAUUUGUUAUUCAGGCACCCAAAGCUUCUUUUACUGGUGGGCUAGUUGGGGAUUCCUCACCCUUUGCUGUGCUUCCUCAGGUCACUCCUGCAAUAACCUUCUUGUUGGUUAUACUUGCCAUGAGUCCUUGUCUCAUUAAGGCAUUCUUGAAGCCCCAAUCUAAACACAUAAUUAGAUGGGUGGCAUAUGCCUAUACCUGUGGUUUUAUGUUUGGUUGGCACGUUCAUGAGAAGGCAUCACUUCAUUUUACAAUCCCUCUUGCUAUAGUUGCAAUGGAGAGCCUUGAUGAUGCACGACAUUAUUUCUUACUGUCAAUAGUGUCCUGCUAUUCCCUGUUCCCUCUACUGUUUGAGCCCCAGGAAUAUCCGGUGAAAAUUUUGCUGCUCGCCGUACACUCAAUCCUCAUGUGGUUAGGCUUCUGCCAGUUCAGAAUAAGCAGGACUUCUCACCAAAGGAAAACGAGUGAUUCAAGGGGCUCCUGUGAAAAGAAUCAAAUAAUUGGAUGUGCUGGGACAUGUUAUCUUCUGGGAUUGUUUGGGGUCGAGUUAUGGGGUCAGUUAUUACACCCCUACUUUUUUGGCGACAAGCUUCCAUUUUUGCCUCUUAUGCUGGUAUCAAUAUAUUGUGCAAUGGGCAUGAUGUACUCGUGGGCAUGGCAGCUCAGACAGAUAAUAAGGUUCUGCUGAUAGAAUUUUUCCUGACAAAAGGAUUCAGGAUUGUAAUGGAUUCCAAUUGUCAAGAAAUUUUGUGUUAGUAAAUGUUAUUUUUUGAUUAAUUCUUGGAACAUGACAUCAAUUAAAUCACACUUCCUACACUUUCAAUAUUCGGAUGCUACAGUCCUCAGGAAUAAUGCUGUAGUCCUGGUCAAGCAAUAAUGUCUAUACUCUUCCAUGUGAGUUUCCUUCAGACACAAGUUGAAAGAUUCAUUUUGCUG
Messenger RNA from Elaeis guineensis (African oil palm), 1784 nucleotides. Its product is annotated as dolichyl pyrophosphate Glc1Man9GlcNAc2 alpha-1,3-glucosyltransferase. The record is from RefSeq and is a predicted model, not a curated record. Gene Ontology annotation, molecular function: dolichyl pyrophosphate Glc1Man9GlcNAc2 alpha-1,3-glucosyltransferase activity. Gene Ontology annotation, cellular component: endoplasmic reticulum membrane. Lineage: Eukaryota; Viridiplantae; Streptophyta; Magnoliopsida; Arecales; Arecaceae. Gene Ontology annotation, biological process: protein N-linked glycosylation; dolichol-linked oligosaccharide biosynthetic process.